Molecule: messenger RNA, 1079 nt
Organism: Hemibagrus wyckioides
Lineage: Eukaryota; Metazoa; Chordata; Actinopteri; Siluriformes; Bagridae
Product: transcription factor HES-2-like
Exons: 4
Coding region: 85-681 (198 amino acids)
Biological process (GO): regulation of neurogenesis; anterior/posterior pattern specification; regulation of transcription by RNA polymerase II
Cellular component (GO): nucleus
Molecular function (GO): RNA polymerase II cis-regulatory region sequence-specific DNA binding; protein dimerization activity; DNA-binding transcription factor activity, RNA polymerase II-specific
Source: RefSeq, a predicted model, not a curated record
GACAGGACUCCUGUCUCAGUGACCACAAACCACUCUCGACUUUCUACGAGCUUACAUCUAAAAGCAAAAGGCUUAUACAGAAACAUGACUCCCAACAUAAUUACUGACUCCACAUACCCAUUCAGCUCCAGAAUGACUGUGGCUCAAAGAAAAGAGGCAAACGAACUGAGAAAGACUCUCAAGCCUCUAAUGGAGAAAAGAAGGCGCGCGCGCAUCAAUGAGAGCCUGAACAAGUUAAAAGAUUUGAUAGUCCCUCUGGUUGGCAAAGAUACUUCACGUUACUCAAAGCUGGAGAAAGCUGAUAUCUUGGAAAUGACUGUCAGGUUUCUCAGAGAACUCCCGUCUUCACCAGUGAAAGCUCAAGCAGACAGUUACAGAGAGGGAUAUGAAGCGUGCCUACAGCGGGUCUCCGCGCUCCUCCCGCGCACGAGCCUCGACCAUGAAACCUGCGCGCGCGUGCACGACUUCAUCCAGCAGUCGAAGUUCUCGGGCUCGCCAGCUUGCCGCACGUGCAGCGCUCGAACCUCCAGCGCGCGCUCACGGAUCCAGCACGAGCGACAACUUAGCCCGAAAUCCAACAACGUCCGUCCAGUUGAAAACGCGAGCAUCACUGGACCAACAUCCAGAAGAGCUCAUGCUGCGCCACAAGCCGCCACUCAGACCAUGUGGAGACCGUGGUAGAUCACCAAACAAGUCUCGAGCUCUAGAUAAAGAUUCACCGUUAACGUUGUAUUUAUAUUUUAAAAUGUAUUUAUUGUGACAUGCAUACGUCAAAACUGGCUGUAGAAUGAACAAAGAUAAAAGAGCCAGUGAGCACAGAUCAUGUAUAGAAAUAGAAAUUCUGUAGAGAAAAUAGGUAAUGUUAGUAACUUAAUGCAAUCCUCUCUGGGGUGUCAAGACAUACGGGUUGUAAACAACACAAUUGUAAACCCCACGGGUUAUAAUGUAUUUCAUGAGGUUUGCACGAUUGACUUUUGUGUAUUUGGUCUGUGCAAAGAAUUGUAAACACUGUGUGUUAAGAAGUAGGCAGAUGUGAAUGAAGUGAAUGGAAUUAUGUGAUAUUUCAAAAUUGUGACUCA